Molecule: messenger RNA, 1908 nt
Organism: Wickerhamiella sorbophila
Lineage: Eukaryota; Fungi; Ascomycota; Dipodascomycetes; Dipodascales; Trichomonascaceae
Product: Ubiquitin carboxyl-terminal hydrolase creB
Exons: 1
Coding region: 1-1908 (635 amino acids)
Biological process (GO): protein deubiquitination
Cellular component (GO): cytosol; nucleus
Molecular function (GO): cysteine-type deubiquitinase activity; cysteine-type endopeptidase activity
Source: RefSeq, a predicted model, not a curated record
AUGCCAACUUGCAGCGGCACACCAGAUAACCGAUCUAACAUCUCCCAGCUUAGGCUGUGCACAUCCCCACUUCUCCAAAGCGCCCACGGAACACCAUUGCAAACCGAUUUGGAACCCAAGAUGGAUGCAUCACAAGAGCAUAACAUAUUUGGGCUUGAAAACUUUGGAAAUACUUGCUAUUGCAACUCCGUGCUGCAAUGCUUGUACUACACGCUCCCAUUUCGGAAUCAGAUUUUGCAGCUUGCGAAAGUUGAUCGGCCGCCCCGCCGGGUGGUGCCUGGACUCAAACCCCACCCUAUAAUAUUGGAGCUGGCUAACAAGCCGAAGGAGCCUGUGCAGCCGUUGGCAGCCUCAAAGGAGUCGUCUUCUCCCUCCACCGGGUUUGUCCGGGGUCUGUUUGGCAAGAAAGACCGCGAAGAAUCAGGAGUCCCGAUUCCUCCUCGAAGGGCAACACGGACUAGCUCUAUAGCCGCUUCGUUUGCUGGCACUAUGUCGAGUGCGGCAGCCAGCUCGCUGGCAAGUAGUGGCGGCAGUCUACCCGCGUUCCCAGACCCCGCGACACAAACAAGACCACCAAACACCACCGCAUCCCAGUCUCCCGAGGCGGGCAUAAUUGACCAAGCUUUUCUAAGGGCCCACCCUGGACUUGAAGGUAUAGACCUGGGCCCGAGAGCUCCUGGACAAAACGUACCAAUCGUCGGGUUCACCGACGAUGUUUUGGCCACCAACGAGAAACGCAAACGAGCAGCGCUAGUUCAGGGUCCUAUCAUCAAUCUUGACCACUCCCUCUGUGCCGACUACAAUUUGGAUCAAUCGCUAUUGACCACCCUCAAAGAUUUGUUCGAGUGCAUUUCGGAAAACGAAAGUCGAACAGGAGUGGCUUCACCCAUGAACUUUAUCGAGACGCUCAAACAUGAAAAUGAACUUUUCCGGUCAUCCAUGCAUCAGGAUGCCCAUGAAUUUUUCAAUGUGCUUUUAAAUACCGUUAUUGAACAAUUGGACAAACUCGGCCGCGGGUCUAAUUGGGCCCACGAUCUUUUCGAAGGCCAAAUCACCAGUGAAACUAGAUGUAUGAUCUGUGAAUCCGUCACACAACGUGACGAGAAAUGUCUUGAUUUCAGUAUCGAUCUGGAACGCAACAGUUCAGUGCUACAUUGCUUGAACCAGUUUUCUGCCUCGGAAACACUAGCCGGAUCCAACAAGUUCCAUUGUGACCAGUGUGGCUCUCUUCAGGAGGCUGAAAAACGAAUGAAGGUUAAAAGAGCACCCCAGAUUCUGGUGCUCCAUUUGAAACGUUUCAAAUUCAGCGAGAGUGAACAGAAACUCGUGAAACUGCUUCACCGCGUGAUGUACUCUCGCUAUAUUCGACUGCCAGUCACCACAGAUGACUGCCCGACUCCGGAAAAGCUUUACGAACUAACCGGAGUUGUUGUACAUUUAGGUCAUGGCCCUCACAUGGGGCACUACGUUUCUGUUGUAAAUACGCCGAAUGGAUGGCUGUUGUUCGAUGACGAAGUCGUCGAGGCAGUCGACAAAGACUACCCCUUUAAGUUUUUCGGCGAUGGUACGCGGAUGGCCACAGCCUAUGUUUUAUUUUUCCAAGAGACCACGCAAGAAAAAGUCGGACAGGAAGCUUUGCAAAUCAGUACAGAGAUUAGUGCAAACGACCACGAGAGCUUGUUCAGCUCCGACUUCCAUUCCGAAGACGAGCUUUACGGGACUAGUACCGAGAAUGUAUCAGGUACCAGUGGCAUGCCGCUGUCGCCGCCACCAAGACGAACCUCAGUUGCUACAAACCACAGCGGCAGUCCUCCAGAAUGGAUGGUUGGCACGCCCGAAAUGAAUCGGCGGAAUACCACGAUGUCACAGAAAGCUCGUGGCCUCUUCAGACGCCAAUCCGUCAGCUAG